CUGAGGCUCGUUCCUGCUGCUCACGGUCGCCGUCAGUAUUACUGCUGAGUUCGGAGCUACCGGAGGUCCCGUGGAUACUCAGUCUACUCUACCGGACCGUUAAACCGUCUAACUGACACCCGCAGAAACUUCACAACUGAGCCCCUGUUUCCCCCGGAAGCUGGACAAGCUAUCCGAGACUAUGCUUUUCUGUCUGCUGCCUCUCGCGGCUCUCUUGCUGCGCGCUGAGGGCAGGCGCGGGGAAACAGUGGUCCGUAACAACAACAAUGGCCACGCGCUGGACAACGACAAAUGGCUGAGCACGGUGUCUCAAUACGACAAGGACAGAUAUUGGAACAAAUUCAGAGAUGAUGACUACUUCAAAAGCUGGGGUCCUGCCAAGCCAAUCGACCAGGAGACAGAGGCGAGGCCCGGGAGACAUGGGGAACCUGGAACCAAAGUCCACUCCAACCCAGGGAAGAGGAGAACAGAGGAGGCUCUGGACGCCACUAAACAUCCGUGUGUGAAGGUGCGCUGCCCUCCUCACAGGGUGUGUGUCAGCCACGACUACCAGACAGCCAUCUGCACCAACACCAACCACAAGCAGCCCACACACAGUGUGAAACCGAGGAAAGGAAGCUUGGCCUACAAGCACUGGGCAGGAGCAGGGGCCCAUGGGAAGUGUAGGCCAUGCCCUGUCAUCCACCCCAGCCCUGUGUGUGGAUCUGAUGGACACAGCUACUCCUCUAAGUGUACGCUGGAGUUCCAGGAGUGUAAGUCAGGGAAGAACAUCGCUCUGAAGUGUGGAGGACCGUGUCCGUGUCUGCCUGAUCUGGAACUGGUCAAACCACACAGCCACAAAACAGAGAAGAGCGUCUGCAGUGAUGGGGACCUGCAUAGCCUAGCAUCCAGACUGAAGGACUGGUUCGGAAUUCUCCACCUCGACGCCAACCGAGACCUCAAAUCCUCUGCCAACUCUGAUUCAGCGGCAGGACGUUUUGACACCAGUAUCUUGCCGAUCUGUAAGGACUCUCUGGGUUGGAUGUUCAACAAGCUGGACAUGAACUAUGACCUCCUGCUGGACCAAUCAGAGCUCAGCGCCAUCUACCUGGACAAGUAUGAGCUGUGUAUGAAGCCCCUGUUCAACUCCUGCGACUCCUUCAAGGAUGGAAAACUGUCCAACAACGAGUGGUGCUACUGCUUCCAGAAACCUGAUGGUCUGCCCUGCCAGAAUGAGAUGAACCGGAGUCAGAUCCAGGGUCGGAGGAACACUGUCAUAGGGUCCUAUAUUCCACGCUGUUCUGAGGAGGGAUACUUUAAGCCAACCCAGUGUCAUGGCAGUACUGGACAGUGUUGGUGUGUGGACAAAUAUGGCAAUGAGAUCGCUGGCUCCAGAAGACAGGGCAACCCCACCUGUGAGGAGGACCAAGAGACCUCAGGGGAUUUUGGCAGUGGGGGCGCUGUCAUUCUCCUUGAUGACCAGGAGGAGGAGCCAGCUCAGAGUGGGAGGAGCCGGCAGAAGCAGAGGCGGGGCCGGAUCCAUCCCAGAGGGGCCAUUGAGGAUGACGAGGAUGAGGAAGAUGACAAAGAUGACGAGAUUGGCUACAUCUGGUAGCUCCGCCCCCACCUGUUCUCCCAUCAACCAACCAGGGACCCCCGUUAACUCUGAACAGACCUGAAGCCAUUCCAGCGUCUCCUUCGUACCCCUCAGCAUCAACUCUGUGUUCAACUGACUAUCCCCUCCUCUAUGCCUCUUGUUCACCUUGAAACUUUCUCUCCGCUACUCAACCUUCAUAUAGUGUGUCCCUCCUACUCUCCUUCAGAGAAUAGAGACGUAUUCAAUUCAAACAAAGACUGUCUAGUCUCUUUUAAUGUGUGUCCCUCUGCUAUUGCGUUUGUCCUCAAACCCUUCAACCAUAGACUGACACAUUGCUAUAUCCUCUCUCUCUCUCUCUCUUUCUUGUUCUUACUCUCUCAUCUCUCCGUUCUCUCUCUUUAUCUGUAUCGGUGUCUGUGCGUCUCUGAGAGUCUCUUGUCUGACUGUGAGGUCAGAGACAAGUUUGAAGGUGAGAUUCUAUGGUGUGUUCUGGCCCUUCUGUCAAAGACUCCAUUUUCCGCUCCCGGCCUCACCCCUCAUGUUCUAGAAUACCAUAUUCUAUGGUUCCAGAAUAUUCUAUAGGCUCUUUGGUCGAGAAUAAUGUUCUUGCUGUUAUUGAAUGCUCCAGGGUGCCCUAGAACCAGAAAGAGUGAUGAUGUGUUACUUUUUGUUGCAUGUUCCCUGACUACGCCCCUGUGGAAAGACAAGUUUGGGUGGCAAGAUACACUGAGUGUACAAACAUUAAGGACACUUUCCUAAUAUUGAGUUGCACCCUGUCCUUUUGCCCUCAGAACAGCCUCAAUUCGUCAGGGCAUGGACUCUACAAGUUGUCGAAAGCGUUCCAUAGGGAUGCUGGCCCAUGUUGACUCCAAUACUUCCCAUAGUUGUGUCAAGUUGGCUAGAUGUGCUUUGGGUGGUGGACCAUUCUUGAUACACAUGGGAGCGUGAAAAACCCAGCUGCGUGGCAGUUCUUGACAUAAACCGGUGCGCCUGGCACCUGCUACCAUACCCCAUUCAAAGGUUUGUUUUUCCCAUUCACCCUCCGAACACCCCAUAUACACAAUCCAUGUCUCAAUUGUCUCAAGACUUAAAUUCCUUCUUUAACCGGUCUCCUCCCCUUCAUCUACACUGAUUGAAGUGGAUUUAACAAGUGACGUCAAUAAGGGAUCACAUUUGGAUUCAACUAGUCAGUCUAUGUCAGGGAAAGAGCAGGUGUUCCUAAUGUUUUGUCCACUCAGUGUAUAACUCUCUCUGAGUAAGAAUUUCACUGUUAGUCUACACCUGUUGUGUACGAAGCAUGUGACAAAUAAAAUUGGAUUAGAUGUUGAUUUGACAAUGUCCAUAUUGGCUGCUGCAGUGCUCCCUCCCCUUGCUGUCUCAAUGCUGUGCAGUCUUUAUUUGAUGCUUCCUCUUCCAAUUUAGCUUUUAAAAGUUCAAAACCAUGUUGUUAGCCACUUACUAAAUAGCAACCACUCUCUUCAACUUGAAAGCUUUGAUAAUGACUUUUUUUCCCAGCUAGUUUUGUACUUCUGUUUCAGUUGGAGGCACUUAGUCUGUAGAACUACAGAACAGAGAAAUCUAAUUGUGGUCACACAAAGAACCCUGCCAUUAUUCAGACCUUUUUCAAACCCUCCCAGCCUGCAGAUUUAGAAACGGACACAAAGAGAAAAUGCUUUUAAGGGUUCGCUUUGGGGGGGAACACAACUAGAAGCAGUGAGUCUGUUAAAAGGAACAUAGCAUAAUAGUUUUGUUUGUCAUAGAGUUUUAUUUCUGUAGCCAUUGGUGUGUACUGUUGACUGAGAAAGUGGAACAUUCUAUAACUUCUAUUCUGAAUAAGUUCCUGCGUUUUUUUUUUCAGAAUAUUCCGCAUGGUAAUCAAGUGAGGUCAGUUAUCUGAACGUAUCCCGCCCACAAACCCAGAUGAGAUAGGCUUAACCCAGAAGGUAGGCUUUUGAACAGUGAAGCCUUACACUGGAACCAUAUAAGCACACCCACACAAUGCUCACUGGCAUUCCACUGUGAUAAUGACAGGCCUUGGAUGAUCGGACGUAUAUAUUCAAGGGUCUGAGCCGGGCACUAUAUUAUCAGCUGUCAGUGCUGUAUUUGUAAGGCUUGUGUUUCAUUGGUCUUGUGAUGCAGCAUAAUGAUGCAUUGCUCUUGCUUUGGCCAGCGGGAACACAUCUUGAACGGAUCUUUGAUUAAAGUGUGAGACUCUUGUGAUUGACACUUUGGCUCAUCCCUUACGGAAAAAGAUUCCAGUCAGAAUGCAGUAUAACUGUUGUUUUUACUACAGUAAUUCAGCAGUUUAACUGCAGUUAUUCUGCAAUUACUGCGUCCAAAAUACCACUGCACUUACUACAGUUUGCAGUUGUCAAUCUUUUUAUGAAAGGGAUCCAGCACUGACUAAAACUUCACAUAAUACAUCACUGAGCUCUUCUACUCUUCAGCCAAUCAGUUGGCACCACUGAUGUUUCAAUCUGUAAAAUAUAAGUGUAGUUCCAGGCAGGCACACAGCUAAUUAGAAAACAGCCUAUCACAACCUAACACUGAUUGCUCACUUUCAAAUAUCCCACUCUCUCACUCUCCCUCUGCUCCCUCUCUCACAGCCUUCCACUCCCUCUAGCUCCCCCUCUCUCUUGCUCAUCUUCACUAUCAUUUUGUCACUCGCUAAUUUUCCCUAUUUUUCUCCCUCUCUCUACCCUCCUCUCUCUCUCACUCUCUCCUCUGUUUUUCACACUGGGGGAGUGUGUGAGGGAGUUUGACCGCCAUGGCGCUCCUCUCUCUCCUUUCCCUUAUUUUGUUUUUUUAUAGCUCAGAGAUGUCUCCCCUGCGAGGCUGUCAUAUCGCUCACUGCCUUGUCUCUCAGCCCAGGGUCUCUGUGGAGACGAGUAAUGCACACCAUGAUUGGGCGGAAUGGGGGUUGUGGGUAAUGGGUGGUCAUUUGACGCCCGUAGAGUCAACCUUUCAUCUCGCUCCAAGAUGAAAGACAGGCAGAGGAACUCAGGGGAAGAAAUGUAUGCUUUUGGGUUUCGGGCAUUCUUUCGCUUUCCCAAAAUGUAUAUUUUUCUCUAAUGCCUAUCCUCCCUUUUUGUUCCCUGUUCUUAUUUGUUUCUUCCUUCCCCCUCUCUCUCCUUCCCCCUCUCUCUCCUUCCCCCUCUCUCUCCUUCCCCCUCUCUAACUAUUUCCAUGUCCCUCAACCAUAACAAUAUACAGUUGAAGUCAGACGUUUACAUACACCUUAGCCAAAUACAUUUUUUUUUUUUACAAUUCUUGACAUUUCAUCCCAGUAAAAAAUCCCUGUUUUAGGUCACUUAGGAUCACCACUUUAUUUUAAGAAUGUGAAAUGUCAGAAUAAUAGUAGAGAGAACAAUUUAUUUCAGCUUUUAUUUCUUUCACCACAUUCUCAGUGGGUCAGAAAUUUACAUACACUCAAUUAGUAUUUGGUAGCAUUGCCUUAACUUGGGUCAAACAUUUCGGGUAGCCUUCCACAAGCUUCCCACAAUAAGUUGGGUGAAUUUUGGCCCAUUCCUCCUGAAAGAACUGGUGUAAUUGAGUCAGGUUUGUAGGCCUCCUUGCUCGCACACACAUUUUCAGUUCUGCCCAUAAAUGUUAUAUUGGUUUGAGGUCAGGGCUUUGUGAAGGCCACUCCAAAGCCUUGACUUUGUUGUCCUUAAGCCAUUUUGCCACAACUUUGGAAGUAUGCUUGGGGUCAUUGUCCAUUUGGAAGACCCAUUUGCGACCAAGCUUUAACUUCCUGACUGGUGUCUUGAGAUGUUGCUUCAAUAUAUCCACAUAAUUUUCCUCCCUCAUGAUGCCAUCUAUUUUGUGAAGUGCACCCAUCCCUCCUGCAGCAAAGCACCCCCACAACAUGAUGCUGCCACCCCGUGCAUCACAGUUGCAAGCCUCCCCCUUUUUCCUCCAAACAUAAUGAUGGACAUUAUGGCCAAACCAUUUUAUUUUUGUUUCAUCAGACCAGAGGACAUUUCUCCAAAAAGUACGAUCUUGUCCCCAUGUGCAGUUGCAAACCGUAGUCUGGCUUUUUUUAUGGCGGUUUUGGAGCAGUGGGUUCUUCCUUGCUGAGCGCCCUUUCAGGUUAUGUCUAUAGACGAAUCCUUUUACUGUGGAUAUAGAUACUUUUGUACCUGUUUCCUCCAGCAUCUUCACAAGGUACUUUGCUGUAGUUCUGUGAUUGAUUUGCACUUUUCUCACCAAAAUACGUUCAUCUCUAGGAGACAGAAUGAGUCUCCUUCCUGAGUGGUAUGACGGCUGCGUGGGCCCAUGGUGUUUAUACUUGCAUACUAUUGUUUGUACGGAUGAACGUGGUACCUUCAGGCAUUUGAAAAUUGCUCCCAAGGAUGAACCAGACUUGUGGAGGUCUACAUUUUUGUUUUGUAGAUUUCUUUAGAUUUUCCCAUUAUGUCAAGCAAAGAGGCACGGAGUAGGCCUUAAAAUACAUCCACAGGUACACAUCCAGUUGACUCAAAUGAUGUCAAUUAGCCUAUCAGAAGCUUCUAAAGCCAUGACAUAAUUCUAUGGAAUUUUCCAAGCGGUUUAAAGGCACAGUCAACUUAGUGUAUGUAAACUUCUGACCCACUGGAAUUGUGAUACAGUGAAUUAUAAGUGAAAUAAUCUGUCUGUAAACAAUUAUUGGAAAAAUUACACAAAGUCAUGCACAAAGUAGAUGUCCUAACCGACUUGCCUAAACUAUAGUUUGUUAACAAGAAAUUUGUGGAGUGGUUGAAAAAAAUAGUUUUAAUGCUCCUAAGUGGAUGUAAACUUCCGACUUCAACUGUAUAUCUGUGUAUUUAGUAACAACUUUUGGGUGAUUUCCUGUAUCGAUCACAACAUUAACUCAUCUGGUCACUGCAUCCCCUCUGACCUUUCACCUCUGACCCUGAUAUUGAUUGGUUGUUUGUUGAUCUCGUCAAUAACAUGCAUGAUGAACCUUUCGUUUUUUUACCCUUUGCAUCUCCAACUCUGACCUCUCUGUGUGUACAUCAGCCAGAGAGACAAUAAACCUUCCACUAACACAAUACACACACGCAUACACACACACACACACACACACACACACACACACACACACACACACACACACACACACACACACACACACACACACACACACACACACACACACACACACACACACACACACACACACACACACACACACACACAGAGAGAGAGACUGUAACAUACUUGUAACAUGUGUGUAUAAAGUAAUCUCUUUCCGAAGCAGUGUAAGGCUCCUUUUUUGAUCCUGCCAUCAAUCUGGCCUUGACCUUUGCCCUCUCAUGAUGUCUUAAGUGACCCUUGCCCUGUCCUGAUGUCACUGCUGUCCCUCCCUUGCCUGGCCUACUUGUGUACAAAGCUGAGUAACCCUAGUUGCUCAAACGUCUACAAAAGCGCAAUAACAAAAGCGCAAUAAUUGAGAAGGAAAUGGUCCUUCUCAUUUCCAACCUGUAUUAGACAGUUACUGAACUGUCCUCAGAUACACACACACACACACACACACACACAGUUCUAGUAUGACAGCUCCGCUAGUCCAAACAAACACAUACAUGGCCAUAUUUGCUAAAGUCUUCUUUGUUAAUUCUAUAUAUUUUUUACUUUGUAAAGAGAAAAAAAUACUCUGUGAAAGGGGUGUAAUAUAUUGCCAUGUGAAGGCACUGUGGCUUUGUCCAGUUGCAUUUAACAUACUAAAGUGUGUAAAUCAAUUGUCCUUAAUGUAGCUAGAUUCAUGUAGCUCUUUCCAUAGAAGCAUAGUGUAGUGAGUUCUUCAGUGUCUUAUUUUUCCCCUUCUGGAGCUAUAAUGGAAUGUUGAUGUUAUGGGCUGAAAAUAUCUUGAUUUUAUUGUAACAGUUCCACAAUGUUUGUCUGAAUAAAUUUAAGUCUGUCCUGUCCUGUA
Molecule: messenger RNA, 7487 nt
Organism: Oncorhynchus masou masou (cherry salmon)
Lineage: Eukaryota; Metazoa; Chordata; Actinopteri; Salmoniformes; Salmonidae
Product: testican-1-like
Exons: 12
Coding region: 182-1594 (470 amino acids)
Biological process (GO): anatomical structure development
Molecular function (GO): protein binding; collagen binding; extracellular matrix binding
Source: RefSeq, a predicted model, not a curated record